Molecule: messenger RNA, 5079 nt
Organism: Apus apus (common swift)
Lineage: Eukaryota; Metazoa; Chordata; Aves; Apodiformes; Apodidae
Gene: MIEF1
Product: mitochondrial elongation factor 1
Exons: 5
Coding region: 102-1496 (464 amino acids)
Biological process (GO): mitochondrion organization; positive regulation of mitochondrial fission
Cellular component (GO): mitochondrial outer membrane
Source: RefSeq, a predicted model, not a curated record
CCCUGCCCACCGCGGUCUUGAAGAAGCCUGGAAGGUGCUUCCACAGGCACGCCAGGAGGUCUCUCCUGUUCUCCUUACAAAUGCGUUAGGUCACAGGUGGGAUGGCGGGCGCUGGGCAGCGCAGAGGGAGGAAGGAUGACAACGGCAUCGGCACGGCCAUCGACUUCGUGCUGUCCAACGCCCGGCUGGUGCUGGGCGUGGGGGGAGCUGCCAUGCUGGGCAUCGCCACGCUGGCCGUCAAGCGGAUGUACGACCGGGCAAUCAGUGCUCCCAGCAGCCCCACUCGCUUGAGCCAGUCGGGAAAGAGAAGCUGGGAAGAACCAAACUGGCUGGGCUCCUCCUCACGCCUGCUGAGCCAGGACAUGAAGACCAACCUCAGCCGCUCCCUGCAGACCCUUCCCACUGAUCCUUCGGCCGCAGACACAGACUUUUUCCGAGCCACGAAGUCCAAGCCAUCUGCCAAGAGGAGCCAAGUGGAGCUGAAGAAGUCCCGCCUUCGCCUGUCUCUGCAAGAAAAGCUCUUUGCUUACUACCGGAGGAAGGUGGCCAUCCCAGGGGAGGAGCAGGCUCGGGCCAAGCAAGCCGCCGUGGACAUCUGCGCGGAGCUGCGCAGCUUCCUGCGAGCCAAGCUGCCCGACAUGCCCCUGCGGGACAUGUACCUGAGUGGCAGCCUGUACGACGAUCUGCAGGUAGUGACAGCUGACCACAUUCAGCUCAUUGUGCCUCUGAUGCUGGAGCAGAACCUGUGGUCAUGCAUCCCCGGGGAGGACACCAUCAUGAACAUUCCUGGCUUCUACUUGGUGCGUCGGGAGAACCCUGAGUACUUUCCCCGUGGGAGCAGCUACUGGGACCGCUGUGUGGUGGGAGGUUACCUUUCCCCCAAAGCUGUAGCAGACACCUUUGAGAAAGUUGUAGCUGGCUCCAUCAACUGGCCAGCAAUUGGUUCUCUCUUGGAUUAUGUGAUCCGUCCAGCAGCUCCUCCAGCAGAUUUGACACUGGAAGUCCAGUAUGAUCCAGGGCGGCAUCUUUUUAUUGACUUCCUACCAUCCCUGACACUGGGUGACAUCAUCCUUGUGGCCAGACCCCAUCGAUUGGUCCAUAAUGACAACCUGUGGCGACUGAGCCUGCGGCCAGCAGAAACGGCUCGCCUCCGAGCUCUGGACCAGUGUGAUUCUGGCUGCCGUUGCUUGUGCCUGAAGAUCUUCAAAGCGAUAUGCAAGUUGAACCCAGCCCUGGGCCACCUCACUGCCAGCCAGCUCACCAACGUCAUCCUGCACCUAUCCCAAGAAGAGUCUGACUGGUCCCAGGACAUGCUGGCUGAUCGCUUCUUGCAGGCGCUGAAGGGUUUGAUCCGCUACUUGGAGGCAGGUGUCCUCCCAAGUGCUCUGAACCCCAAGGUGAACUUAUUUUCAGAGCUCACCCCUGAGGAAGUGGAUGAGUUGGGAUACACCCUCUACAGCUCUCUGUCAGAGCCAGAGGUCUUGCUGCAGACGUAAUGGGGCCUUACCUGGGGAAGUAUUGAUAGGGGUUAGCCAAGGUGGACUUUGGUUACUGCAAAAUGUGUCUCCUCCACUUCUCUCUCUCUCUCUCUGUCUCCUUUUGGUUCAUUAUUUCUUCCUUCUGUGGAGUUGGUGCUCCCACUGGAUUUCUUGGUGCUACCGGUCCAUUUCCGCCAUCUCUGCCCCAACAGGUACCCAUUGGCUAGGGAAAAGAGGCUAAAACUGCAGCGUUAAGAUUUUUGCUUAAAUUCUGCUGACGUUUAAGUGUCUAUCAAAAAAAAAAUCCCAAACAAACUACGCACUUCUUUUGCCCGUAGUACACUUAAUUGCAGUGAGUCCAUUUUGGUCUGAAGAAGGUAGAACUGGGCUGGUAAAUCCAGUGACAAUUUUAGCAGAAUUGCAUUGAGGUCCUGUCCUUUCUUUCAGUCUGAUUUUACCCCAUGUUUCUUUUUCUCUGCUUUGCCACACUCUUUUUUUUAUUUCUUCUUUUUAUUUUUUUUUUCGGUCCCUUUGAUCCAGUUGUGCAGGGCAGGCUGAGCAAGAUGUUUUGGAUAGGGCUGGGGGUUUUUUUAUCAUCGAGUGGGUAAUUAUUACACUGGCAGUAUUCAGGGAUGUAGACCUUGGAAGAGGAGAAUGCCAACUGCUCCUGCUUCUAUGGAGCCUUCUCAUCCUUUGCAAGCUGGGUUCAGGGAUAAGGGCAGAGGCUUGUCCAGUCUGCUGUGACACAACCUCCAGUGUGGACAAUUCUCACUAAAGCUGUCACAGCAGAGGAAGAAGCCUUUGUGGUCUGGCUGUGUGAUGAGGCCGAAGGAGCCGGGCUUGCCAUUCCUGCCUAGCCAGUGUUGCUUGUGGGAAUGGCCCUGGGAAUGCAGAGCAGGAUGGCUCCUUAGAUGUCUGUCUCUGGCCUAGAGGAAGAGAGGCUGAUUAUGGGGGAGGGGUAGGAGACACACAUGGGAACAGGGAUUAAUUUUUUUCAUCUUGUGCCCCAGAGCUUAUGGCUGUUCUGGUUUAUAGGAGGUGGAAGCAAGACUGCAUGCCUCAAAGGGCUUUAGAAUAAGCACACGUAAGCCAGAUUCUCACCAGCUGUAAGUCUGUGAAGGUGAGGGGACUGAACUGUUGUAAUCAGCAGGGUUCUGUCCCAUAUGCUGAUACUAGGGUAGACUUGCAGAGCUGGCAUUUAGAGAUAAGUUGACUUUGCUAUCUGCUCUCAAUAUGUUUUUAAGUUCUCUCCUCAGCCAUCUCAGAACUGAGACUGUUCGUCCUCUUCCUCAUUCCCAUGUGUUGACUUCCCAGUGCUCCCAGUUUACAGUUACUCUUAGAAAGCUGGUGAGGGCACAUCGUCCCCGUUUUGUCUCUUUGGACCUAUUGGCAAUGCAGUUCUGCCCACUUGUGUUUACAGCUGCCAUCAGGCUGUUCUCCUUCAGCUGCCCUCCCAUCUACUGCUGCUGGACUGCAGUAUGGCUUUCAGGGGGCAGCUGUUGCACUGUUGGUAUCUCCUACACUAGCUACGUGGACUCUGUAUACUCUGCAUUUAGUCUUCUGGUCUCCUGUCUUCAAAAAUGGGGAGGAAGGGUAUCCCCCCAAGUCUGGGGCUGUCUGUCUCUCAAAAGACCAGCACAGCUGCCAUUAUAGAAAUGUCCUUGCCUUUCCCCAGCUUUAGCAACCUUUUUUCCCCCUUGCUGUCCAGCUUCCCUAGCCAGUGGAGAUGGGCACUGCAGCAGCAAGAGUUUGGAGGGAGCAGGAAUCCUUCCUCUCAGGACUUUCACCCACCUUUGGCAGAGAAGUUUCAAGGUGAGUUUCAGGAGUAAAACCACAGAGGGAGUCUUUAGCCCUUGUUUUCUUUUUAGAGGCAGUGCUGGUGAGAUGAGGGUGGGAGCAUCUUUCUUGGGCAAUCUGUCCUUUUUAGCCAAUGUGUCAGAUAAUAUUCUGUAUACAGUGAUAACACAAUGUUGCAUUUUAAAUUAUUUAAUCCUUAGGGCACCUGGUAUUUUCCAGACUGCCAGAUGCAUACUUUGAAGUUUGUGUGUAUAUAUAAAAUCUGUAGUCUAUGAAAGGUUAGCAGAAAUUUCAUUUGUAUGAUUUUGUGUUUUGUGCAGCAGUCAGUAUUGGUCUGCUGUUGAUUGCUAUUCACUCUGGUUCCUGGAUUUUUUCCCUUCUUCCUUUCCCUGCCCUCCACUGCCAUUCUGAUGUCAGCCUUCAUACCCUAGAAGCAGAUAGAUGAGACUUGGAGCCUGUAGGCUAUUGGGGGAAAUUCCCCUUCUAAUUACUUGAAGGUCAACAAAAAUAUUAAAAUAUUGGGGUUGUCAGGAGUUCCUCGUAAGUUUGUUUCUUCAGUGUGAUCUCACCCCUCACUUGGUGCUGACUCCCAAUACCACUGUCUUCACACAGAAUUGAGCAGCAACAACAGAUACAAAAAAAGUGAUAAUGUGAGCAGGAAGAAGCUGCCUGAGCUGCCUGAAGGACAGUUGCCACAUACUUAUCAGUGUAUAGAAUUUUUUACAUGAAGGCUUUUACUUCUUCCUGGCAACCUAAUUAGUUAAUAUUUUAUGGCCAUUUCUUGCUGCUAUUGAGCUCAAUUUAUGCAUCAAAUGGAGACUGAAGCUGCCUUUUUGCCUUUCUGUAGACUUUGCUCCACUUGACUUGAAUCACUUCCAUCGUUUCUUCCCUUCACUUUCUUCCCUCCUCUGAGCUAGCCACAAGCCUGUUCUCAGGAGGCAGAUGCUCACUUCCUACAGGCAGCCACCAUGGUGGGCAGUAGCUGCCCUGCCAGUGGCAGUCUCACCAAAGGCCAAAGAUGUAAUAGGUCACAGGGACACUGCGACUAGGAGUAUUUUGAGAGCAGUGUCAGGCAUCAGAGGCAGGGAAGAAGGAGCAGGGUAAGUAUGGAGGAAAUUGAUGCUAAUGCCAUACCCAGCCUAUGGGUCAAACAGACUGUUGCAGGAUCUUUUGAACUGGCACCUUUAAGUAUUAAAUGAAGUACAUGUGUUAAAUGUACAGCCCAGAGGGCUGCCUUACUUGUCAAAAGUUGGCUCCUUCCUUGACAAAACUGUAGCACAGAGCAGGAGGGCCUAAAGCUGAAUGUGAAAAGGGCAGCUCCUGGCCACCUUCCUGGCCGAGCAGCUCAAGAGACAAAUUGAUUGUAAGAGACACAGAGUAUGUGUUUGGUUGGUUGCUGCCUGGGCUCCAAGAAUGCCUCAGUGUGUUCUGCUAUAGCUUCACUCCUGUGAGCUUCCCAGGAGAUUGUUGUCUGGUUCCCUGUAACCAUGGGGUGAGGACCAACUUGCUCAGCAAUGGGAUUUCACUACUGCUGAGCUCCACUGCAAAUCCUUCACAUCAGAUGGAUGUCUUUUCCAGUGUUUAAAAGCAAUUAUGGAAACAAGAGGCUGUUUUCUGUCUCCUGGUGAGCUGCCAUCAGGGCCCUCUCUCUUAGCAUGUGGACACUCACAGUGAGAAGUGAAGAGAUGAUGCCCCAUCUCUCCCAGGUCUGGAGGCUAUGUGGAUUUGUAUAGGGGAAAGUCUUAAGUGCAUGGUCUGUGACAAGAGUGUGUGAAAUUCCAAAAUAAAAUUACUUUCCACAGGA